UGGAAAUGGAAAUAGUAAACAAUUUUAACAGGUGUAAAUAUUUGGGAUUCAAUAAUUAUAAACUGUGCGCUUAAUUGUUGAAUUAUGUUCUUGAAAUUGAUGUCUUUUUAUUCUGAGGAAAGGAAAAUUCCUAUUUGUAUAAAAAUAUAACUUAUUUGCUUUCAGAAUUGCAAAGAAAUACAUCGCUCAGUGAUUAUUAUUUUUAGGUUAGGAACGCUCGCACAAAUUAAAUGGCGCGAUGUCGUUUGAUAUUCAAAAUUUAGAAAUUGUCAAAUUAAAUAAAUUGGAGAGUGCGAGUUAUUUUAUUGUUUGGAUUGGGGCAAUUUUUUAUUCUAUUUAUCAGGUACAUCUCACGGAUCAUUAUUUUACUGAUUAUCAUGAUACUUAUGAGGAUUUUCGACCAGGUUGGUCGUGGAUUGGUCGAAAAAUGGAUAUUUCGGACCGAGAGUGGAGAUCGUGGAUUCCAUUUAUGUACCAGUUGAUUCCAUGGAUUGUUCUCCAUCUUAUUGUCGGUCAAUUAAUUAAACGAUUCUUUUUCAAAUGUUCAUUGAUUUUAUCCUCGUGGUACAUUGCCUCGUCGAUAAUAUUUUUAUGGUACUACGUGGGAUUUAUGGGCGUUCUUCUGGCAUUAAUUCAACCGUGCGUCGAUCGUCUUUUAAUAUCGUUUGGCAGCAAAAUUCUCGCAUGGAUUGUACAUUUGGCAAUAAUAUCGAUAAUUUAUUAUGAAAAAACUUAUGGUUUUGUCUUUGAAAAUUGGCUCGGCAUUGAGGAGGAAAAAUACUAUAUGCUUACGAUUGCACUCUGCUGGAUACAAUUGAGAAGCAUCAGCUCUUGUCUUGACUGUAUAGCUCACGAUGAGGAGCCGAAAACUUUAGCUGGAUUUAUGAGAAGUUUUUUGAAAACUACUGCUUACUGUCUAUAUCUACCGACAUUGUUUCUGGGUCCGGUUAUUUUAUACAAAGACUUUUUGGAAGGAAUUGAAAAACCACCGGAACUGUGGACACCGAAGAGAAUUUCUAUCUUCUUUUUGAAUUUGUUCAGAUUUAUUUUCUGGCUCUUCUUCACUGAAUUCUCUAUGCAUUUUCUCUAUUUUAAUGCGUUGCAAUUUUUUCCAGAGGUCGUCAAAGUACUGGAACCGUGGGCAUUUUUUGGAAUGGGUUACUGUAUGGGACAAUAUUUUCUAAAUAAAUACGUCGUUAUUUAUGGAAUUUGGAGUUCAGUGACACGAUUGGACGAUAUUGAGGCGCCUCCAAAUCCAAAGUGCAUCGGUAGAAUUCAUCUUUAUUCGGAUAUGUGGAAGCAUUUCGAUCGUGGAUUAUACAAAUUUUUAUUGCGGUACAUUUACAUUCCAUCAUUGGGAAUUGAAUCGGGAGCGAGAAAAUUAUUCGCCUCCUUCCUCUGUUUCUCUUUUGUGUUUCUUUGGCACGGAAUGGAACUUUUCAUUUUUAUUUGGUCCUUUUUGAAUUUCUUUGGACUUGCAAUUGAAUAUUUCGCGACUGCAAUUGGCAAUUCAGCGAAAUAUCGCGAAUUAACGAUGAAUAAUUUGAGUGCAAAAAAUAUAAGACGUUUGCAUUGCAUUUUCGCCAGUCCACUGCUUGCAAUGUCGGCAAUGUCGAAUUUUUAUUUUUUCGCUGGCGCCGAAAUUGGUCAUCUUUACUUUCGACGAGUACUUUUUACAGAUUCGUGGACGACGAUUUUAUUGCUAUUGUUCAGUCUUUAUUGUUGUUGUCAAGUUUCGUUGGACUUGAAACGAAUUGAGAAACAAAAGGAAACACGAACGAAGAAAUUGUGAAAAAUACAAAAAUACAAACAAACAAAAAAUGACGAACGAAGAAAAGAACAAAUUAAAAGAUAAGAAAUCUUAACAAAUAUAUUUUUUUAACAGAAGAGAGUGAAAAAUCUAUAUUUUUAAAUAUUUAGUAUUGAAUUGUAUUGAAUAUUUU
Molecule: messenger RNA, 1943 nt
Organism: Leptopilina heterotoma
Lineage: Eukaryota; Metazoa; Arthropoda; Insecta; Hymenoptera; Figitidae
Gene: rasp
Product: protein-cysteine N-palmitoyltransferase Rasp
Exons: 7
Coding region: 239-1792 (517 amino acids)
Biological process (GO): protein palmitoylation
Cellular component (GO): endoplasmic reticulum
Molecular function (GO): palmitoyltransferase activity
Source: RefSeq, a predicted model, not a curated record